Molecule: messenger RNA, 4208 nt
Organism: Magallana angulata
Lineage: Eukaryota; Metazoa; Mollusca; Bivalvia; Ostreida; Ostreidae
Exons: 18
Coding region: 229-2745 (838 amino acids)
Biological process (GO): signal transduction
Source: RefSeq, a predicted model, not a curated record
AUUUUUACCUUUGCUGUUUUCAUUCACGUGUUCCAGUCAAAUGCGAUUUUAUAUGCGAAUAUCAAAGUAUCCGGGUGUUUGAUAUUUUUAAUGAAAACGUAUAUAAUUGAUGUAAAUCUUUUCCAGAGCGUAUCCUAUGCUUGUAAAUACCAGUUGACACGACCUUAGACCUUCGUGAUGAGGAAGCAAAAACGACAUUGAACAUCAGCUGUUGAUUUCUUCAGAGUGAUGGAUGGGGAGUAUUCAUUACUCGGGGUCAUCUUGAAAGGAGAUAAUUCAGCAAAGGAUGAUGGUAGAUGUUUGGGAGCGAUUAAGCUGUUCAAUUCACAAAUUCGUGAAUUUACUUUGGAAAAGUUUAGAGAUGUUAUGAAGAAGCAGCUGAUAUGUUUUGUGGAAAAUCUUCAAUUUUGUACAAAAGAAGGGUGGGGAAUCCGAUCUGGAUUGGAAAAUAUCUUGAAAGUUGGGGACAUUUUAUCAGAAGAAAAAACUAUACACGUCCAAUGGAAUCAAUGUGAACCAAAGAUUGCUGUACGGACCGCUAGUGGUGUGGUAAUAGGUUUUGUGUUUUGCGGUUUACAGUCCAAGCUCAGAGUUCUGAGAUCUCUGAUUACUGACCAGAUUUAUGAUGAAGGCAGAGCAUCCACGCAAGAAUUCCACUUUGUUGAACAGAAUGGCUGGCCUGUUAGUGCUAAGCAAGAGAACAGUCUUUCUGUUUUGGAUGUGUGUAACGGAAGCCAUGUCACCAUCAGUACAGAGCGAGUCCUGUUGACACAGACCAGAGUCUCUCCAGAGACUGACAACUUACCCUUCAACGCCAGCACUGCCAAUAAGUACCAAUCUACAGUAACAACAAUAUCCAGAAAGAGACAUCUAUCGUUCCGGUCUAGUAAAGACUUGGAGAGGAUAUCCCCAGCAGACUCCAGCGUGGGGGACGUGACAGGGUCGGUCAAGCAGAUACUCAUCAGCUAUGUGAGGGCAGAGGCAGCACAGCAUGCACUGAGGCUCAAACAAGAGUUAUCUGCCCUUGGAUUCACUGUGUAUUUAGAUGUGCAUGAGAUUCGGUCCGGACUGGACUGGCAGGACUCUCUGAACUAUGCUGUCAGUAACUGUGAGUUCUUUGUUCCUCUGGUCACACCAAAGUAUGGCGAGACUCAGUGGACCAACAGAGAGGUAAAGCUGGCAGAUGUCCUUGGAAAGUUCAUUAUCCCAGUCAACUUUCUGGAGAACUGGCCACCUAAAUGCUUGGCAAUACAGUUUGCUACUACCCAGUACAUUGAUUGGAAAACCCAGACUCAAAUCAAUGCUGAACUAUCUGAAGGCUCAACCACAGCAACAGAUAUCAAAGUCUGGGACCAAGGACACAUCAGAUUGGUAGCCUGUAAAAUCAAAGAGCUUCUCAACAAAGCCAGGGAAAAGGCUCAGCUCAAGAAGAUGUCAUUAGUGAAAAGAAAAACAGUGGUAAAAAGCUGUACUCUGGUUGAGGAGAAUAACGAGCAGGCUUCCCAGUGUAACCGUGAUGGAUGUCCAUUGGUGGUCAUCUGUGUUCACAUAAACCAGAGGGAACUGGGUGUUGAGUUUGCUGAAUUCAUCAGGGGUAUGGGUUAUGAAGUAUGGUGUACAAACACUGGAAACUCAGAGCACGGGCUUGACUGCGGUGGGUGGGGUGUGGAGGAGAGGGAGACCUUUCAGGAGAAGGCGGAUGAUGCUGGUGUCAUUAUCGCUGUGUUAUCGCCUGACUUCAUUCACUCCAGGACCUGCCAACAACAGUUAUAUUACUGUGAGCAGAGGAAGAAGGUAGUCCCUCUCCUGAUGGAGAACGUACAGAUUCCCAGCUGGCUGGAGCUGAUGCUGCACUCCAACACUUACACUUGUGUUGACAAGGGAGAUUAUCAGGACCAUUUGCCCACACUUCUACAAAAGUUGUUGGACCCCAAAGCAAGACAGAGCCCGAAUGCAGAAUUGGAUGAAGCAAGGAUAUCAUAUGCAGUCAAGCAGCUGAAGAAACUCCUGAGGAGCAGUUUAUGUAUCUAUAUAUGUGGACCCACUGUGUGUGAUAACAUUAACACAAAUACCAUCAAAGCUCUUGGACAGGUGCUCUGUAAGUUUGAUGAUGUCACCGUGGUAACAGGGGGAGGAUACAACACAGAGUAUCUGGUCAGUCACGCUUUUCUGCAGGAGACUCAGAAGUCACUGAAAUCCCACAGGGUGUGGCAUGUCCUCCCUGAAAGAGAGAGAAAGGACAGGACCAAAGAUUACCCCCAGAACAGUGAUGGAACAUUCCAGGUGAUAUCCUUUGGACAGACCUAUUUCUGUGGGAACAGUCUGGAGGAGAGGGAUCAGAUUGUCUCCAAGGCCCUCGACAUUUGUCUUCUGGUCAUUGGAGAUGCAGACUUGAAAUCUGUUAAACUUGCACAGAAAUUCUCAUGGAAUGACCACUACGUAAUUCCAUUUGUUAUUAAUAAAAAUGUGGAUUCAUCUUUCACUUGGCAGCUUUCGCAGGGGAUUUCUACAGAAGAUUGCCAGGCCUUGAACGACACAGAAAAAACGGUAGAAGCGAGGGCAUCAGUGCUCCGUGAUGUUCUGAUCCGGGUACAGGUCAAUCUUGAGUUGGAGCAUGGAGAGGAGGCUAGUCAGGAAGUCGAAAUGUCACCCCCCAAGAAAGUUCCACGUGAAUCAUCCUCAAAAUGUGGGGGUACCAGCUCCAAAAAGACAACACUGAAAACUGUAAACACCAUUAUACUGUAAUGCAUGUAAUGUGUUUUUGAGAUGCAUAUAUCAUGUUAUGGUGCUAAUAUUACAUGUAAUUUUGAUGCAGCAAUUACCUAUGCAUUUAUUACACUUUUAGUGUUUGUUUACAUUAUAUGGUAACAAAAAGCCAUCUUUAGUAUAUGUACAGUACAUUUACUCUGAAGGUUAUUUUUACAUACAAUUUUAUCCAUAAAAGUCGGCAAAUUACAACUUUAAUACAUUCCAUGAACAUUGAAAUUUUACAAGAACAUACAUGUAUUACUUAGUGGGUUUUUUUAUAUUGUACAUGUAUAUGCAUUACGUCAUCUUUUUUGUCUUUAUGCAAGUAUGUACAUUGUAUUAUCCUUUAUUCAACAAUAAAUUCUGACACACGAAGGAGUCUGUUUAUUGUUAAUAACAAAUGAUUUGGACUUAAAUUUGUCGUAAACAUUAAAAUCAAGUAAUUUUUCACCCCGAAAUGUUAGCUUACAGGGUGUACAAUGUGUAAAGCUCCAAAAUUUUUAUAAUCUUUGUAGUUUGAUUUCCACGUUACAAUUUGUAGACUAAGGCCAAAAACAAUUAAUGAUUUGUUUCUCAGGCACUGCCGCAUCAUUAAAAUCAUCGCUGCAUCAAACUUUGUUAUCGUUAUUUUUCCGGAUUUUUCAUAUCUUAUCAUUGUCGGUUUUCUCUAUUAUGGAAUCCGUGUAAAAAAAACGCUCAGAAACCUGCCUGCCUCAUCAAAAUUUUGGCCCGAGAAACUAAUAAUUAAUUUUUUUUGGCCUAAAUUAGAAUCUUUUAAAAUCCAAACUUUAAAUAUUUGCCAUAAUUCUGGUCAUGUAUACAAGGUUAUUUUUCGCCUUUGUUCACUUGCAAAGAGUUUUGCCCUGUCUUGAAUUUGCCUAGACAAAGUUGUAUUUAACAAUAAUUUGAAUCGUUCGAAUUCGCCCAGUCUUAAACUCGCCCACAGACAAUGAAUGCAAAAGGGGCAAAAAAACCAACGGAGGCAAAUAUUUUCCUGUAUACAGUAAUGACAUUAAAAUUAUGGACAUUUCCUUUGGCAUAUCCUCUUUGGAUUAACACGAUGUGUACUUUUGAUAAAGAUUCAUGCAGUGUGUACAUACAUAAAUGAUUGUGCCUUUCUGCUAUUGUGCAUAUAAAUGCAUUACAUUGUUUUAAUAUGAGACCCAACAAGCAUGAACAACCACUUGAGUACUGUAGAGAAAUCAUUUAUAUUUGCGAGGGCCAUUUUUCGUGGUUUAUGGGAUUUUUGCUUAUUUGAAGGGAUGUAAUUUUGUAGAUGUGCCGGUUUUCAGUUAUAGUAAGAAAACAAACAUAAUAAAAAUUUGUUUUUGUUGUGGAUGUAAAUUUGUGGAGGCUACCCACAAAAGCCACAAAAAUUAAGCCACCACAAAUUUUACUGAUUACACAGUAUUCAAUAUAAUCCCUGUAUAAUUAUCCAAAGAAGGCAAAAUAGAUCGUAA